Molecule: messenger RNA, 1774 nt
Organism: Camponotus floridanus (Florida carpenter ant)
Lineage: Eukaryota; Metazoa; Arthropoda; Insecta; Hymenoptera; Formicidae
Gene: Fntb
Product: protein farnesyltransferase subunit beta
Exons: 7
Coding region: 126-1328 (400 amino acids)
Biological process (GO): protein farnesylation
Cellular component (GO): protein farnesyltransferase complex
Molecular function (GO): protein farnesyltransferase activity
Source: RefSeq, a predicted model, not a curated record
UCAGCCUUAUAUCGCGCUAUGCAAGUGACACCAAAAUUAGAUAGGUUAUGAAUAUAACUGAAAUAUUGGUUAAUAAUUGUAUAUAUAGUAUUAUUUAAUAAUAUAUUAACGUAAUUUUAAACAUUAUGUCGGAUUUGGAAUUAGGCCUACACACAGGUCGAAGUUAUGAGGAAGUAUUAGAACAGCGACAAGAUGAUGAGGGAUAUAAAACUGCAACCACAACUGAGCAGGCUCGUGUCGAAGAGACAGUAUUAAAAUUUUACCGAUCGUGCAAAGACACAGAUCCCAUUUUACUUAGGCCGAAGCACAUCCAGUUUUUAAAAAAAGCAAUCACUCAUUUAAACGAAACUUAUGAGUGCUUAGACUCGAGCAGACCAUGGCUCUGCUUCUGGAUACUGCAUUCGCUUGCAAUAUUAGGAGAACGCUUGGAAGAUGAGGAAUAUUCCAAGAUUGCGGGUUUUCUAGCCAAAUGUCAAUCGCCGACAGGUGGUUUCGGAGGAGGUCCUGGACAAUAUCCACAUUUAGCUUCUACAUAUGCAGCAGUGAACACAUUGUGCACUAUUGGUACACAGGAGGCAUAUGAUGUGAUAGAUAGGAAAAAUCUGAAACGCUUUUUAUCUUCUUUACGCGGAGAGGACGGUUCUUUCUGUAUGCAUGAAAACGGCGAGGUAGACAUACGGGGAGCGUACUGCGCCCUCGCUGCUGCUAAAUUGACAAAUGUAUAUACACCGGACAUGUUUAAGGACACCGCCGAAUGGAUAGCCAAAUGUCAGACGUGGGAAGGCGGUUUUGGCGGUUGUCCAGGAAUGGAGGCUCACGGUGGAUACGCCUAUUGCGCUCUAGCGGCACUCGUAAUGCUCGGAAAAACAGAACUGUGCCAUUUACCAGAACUGUUGAGAUGGAUAGUAAAUAAGCAAAUGCGUCUGGAGGGUGGUUUCCAAGGACGUACGAACAAAUUAGUGGACGGUUGCUAUUCGUUUUGGCAAGGUGGAACGUUCCCCUUAAUCUCUGCUAUCUUGUCAACGGGAAAGCCGUGCAGUACUUUCGACCACUGGUUAUUCAACCAAGAGGCCUUACAAGAAUAUAUAUUAACUUGCUGUCAAAAUCCACAUGGUGGUCUUUUAGACAAACCGGGAAAAAAUCGCGACAUAUAUCACACAUGUUAUGUUCUUAGUGGACUAUCAAUCGCUCAAAAUUCACCAAUAAAAUCGAUUAUUGGAAUGAGACCUGCAAAUAAGGUGGAGAUAAUCCAUCCUGUUUAUAAUGUGGAAUACUCUGCUGCAAAAAAAGCGCAAGAGUAUUUUUCUACUCUACCAAUACCCGAUUGAUUGAGUGUCUUAGCCAUUUAUAAAAAUAUAUUCACCAUGUUUGUAUGUUUUUCCUAAAAAGAAGAAAAAGAAAAAAAAUAAAAUCUCAAAAAUAAAACAAGUAAUUUAAAAAAAAAAGAUAGAAUACAUGACUGACCAAUGAUAUCUAUAUAAAAAGUUAUUUGUAUAUGAAAUUCCAUAAUUUUGUGAUAAGUAAACAAAAGCCAUGUUAUUCCGAUGCGUAUUGUUCAACACUGAAAAUUGAAAAAGAUUGCAAUCCCUAUAUUAACUUUAUGUUAAUAAAGUCUAUGAAAAAAUUAAAAUACAAUUGUCUAUUUACAUUCCUUUAUAUAAAGUGCUUCUCUGAUCUGAAAUUUUUGUUUUCUUUUAAUAGCAUGUGAUCAUCUUGUUGCAAAUGAUAAAACACAUUCAUAGAGGUAAAAGAUCUCUAUUGCAACAUACAAUCU